GAGAUAGAAAAAGGCCAAUGAAGUCGUGCCAAGUUGUUGAUAAAACAAGAAGGGAAAAGAAACAAAAAAGGCUCAUCUUGUCCCGGCAAAGUGGGUGGGCUCGGUUUGGGUAACUUUGACAGUCAGGCGGCAUCGGGAACCAAAUCUCCGCCUUUUCUUUUUCCAUUUUUUUUUUUUCUUUUACUCUGUUAGUCCCGCCGGUUCCUGCGCGUUCGGUUUCUACCCUCCCAACCCUCGGUUUUCCUACUCCCCACGUCUCGUCAUAGUCGUCGCUCCCGUUGUGGAGAGUCCGGUUCCGCCGUCCGCCGUGGCCGGUUAUUAUUGCUGGCUUGCUUCAAAAAUAGCGAAAGGGACGCCUAGUGACGCGGGGGUUACUUGGUUUUCCAAGUUGCGAGACAGGCCAGCUCAUCCGGGUCGUUUGAAUUUCCCAGAAAAUGGUGGAUGUCGAAACGCGGUUGACUGGGAAACAGUUUCCUUCCGAGAGAUUCACGUAAUACACCUCCAGUGUGCGUGUGUGUUUCAUUCAGGGUUGAACAAACAACGCCCUUUAGUGUAACACUGGGCCGCCGCAACGCCGCCGUGACUGCUCCUUCUUAUCGAUUUCCGGACCCAACCUCCCCUUGCCCUCAGUCGUCGUUCAGAUAACGUGUGGAUUGCGACAACGUUUUAGACUGGGGAUAGAGUCAGAAAAGUCCUGGUGUGCCAAUAAGUAAGUCCUGUGAGCUCAAUUUUCUCGUCUUUUUUUUUCCUUUUCACUGGGCGGAUUGCGUCGUUUCCAUUUGAUUUCCCCCCAGUCUCUCCGUCUCCCAUUGUGAGCGAUUUAUCGAUGGAAAUAAACGCGUGUUCCAGAAUUAGCCGUCAUGUCAGAUUGACAAUGAACAGCCGUCACCUUCUUAUCGUCUGAUAUUUCGGAGAACACGGAGCACCAGCCAAAAAGGGUUGUAGGAACGUUCCGACGUCAAAUCCGCUCGUGUUUCAUUCAACGACGGACCCUACGCCAGCUGUUUCUUAGAUGUGUAACACAUUUAUCUCGUCUAGGACUAAAUUACCAAGGAAAGCGUUUCGCAAAAGCCAUGAUUCUACGUUGUUGAGUUGUCACAUGGAAGAUGUAAAUCAUCAACCUGUUCGUCUACUUCGCUUCGUCAAAUUCGAUGAUUCCUCAUCAUGCGAGACGGCGUCGUCUUGUCUGCCGGACAUUCACGGCGAUGGAGUCGAUUGGCGGGGACUGAAUUACGACAAAAAGGACUGGCUUCUUUCGUUGAAGGGGAAACGUAGUGACCGUCGUAGUUGCGCCAUUUUGCGUCAUCAGUCCGUCCCCGUCUAUUCAACCGGUCGACAAGUGAGCCAUGUGAUUGCAUCCAAGACGUCCCGAGACGUUAAAAUGGAACGUCAAAAACUUCGUCACCACCAGCAGCAGCUGAAAUGCUGCAGUCUGGACGGUGAUCCAAUUGCAAUCAGUGGUGCUGGCGCCGAGGAGUCUGUAAUCACUCCACCUAAGGAUUUUCAAGAUCAUCUGGCGGACAGCUGCAAAAUAACAUCCAGUGGUGGAGAGGAUACCAGUCUGCUGACGACGGUGGUCGUUUCCGGCGGCUGUGUUACUGAGACGAUACUUGAGCCGCCGGCCAUGUUUCGACCGCCAGCUAUUCGACACAGACCUCGGACGGAAUUGUACUGGACGGCGGAGCGACCGGCUUGGACGCCGCUCCUUCCGGCUCCCAACGAGUCGACCAGCCAAGUUUUUAACGAAGAGCUGGAACGUCUUAAAUCGCACUCACUUUUUCUUCGUUUCCCAUUGGACGGCGCUGCUCGCGUCCAUUAUCGAUCAUCCAGGAGCGUCGUCGUCCAAUCCGCUUCCGUCAAUCAAUACAGGAUCCGGACGGAGGAGACGACCGAGGCCAAUUAUCCAUCCGACGGAAUCUAUGAGGCCGUGUCGGAAACAGAAAGCGAAGAAGAAGAUGAAGAAACCAGUAAGGAAGAACCACCAGCCAACAGGAGACCUCACGGCGGUCAUCGAGUUUCAGCCGCUCGACUUUCUUCCUCAUCCGGAUUGUCUUCCUCCCAAGCGACCACCACAUCGUCCACUACUUCAGAUGCCGACAGUGGAAUCGACGGAAUCAGUCCUCGUGUUUCGGCUACGGCGUUUGGCGAAUCGACGCUGAGUCCAUCGCAGAGUAUCUUGUACAUUGACAGCAUCAGCGCUCGCAACAGCGUCGUGCACGAUACCACUGCCGAGGAGCAGCCAGCGGAUGAUUCCACCAACGAUCCGGAAGAGUCUUCCAGGCUACCCUCUGACGAAGGAUCGUUUAAUGAUCCUAGGGCUAGCAUCCUGGUCGUGGAAGGAGAUCCACGUCGUGAUCGAGCGCAUCGUGUCGCUCUUGAACUUUUACACACUGAACGGACUUAUGUUGACAUUUUACACUUGCUCGAUCAGGUGUUCCAGUUUCGGAUCGACCAGGAAAACCGAGCGCACGGAAUGUUUGCACAGGAUUUGAUUCCGCAAAUGUUUUCCAACAUCAAAUCGCUUUUUAAAUUGCACCACGAUUUUUUUCUACCGAGAUUGGAAGAGCGUCUCAGAGAGUGGGAAGAGCAAGAGCAACAAGAACGAAGAAUUGGUGAUAUUAUGACGAGUUUCGCUCCGUUUCUCAAAAUGUACGCCGAAUAUGUCCGCAAUUUCGAUCACGCAACGAAUCUGAUCAGCACGAUGAGUCUGAAAUCGCCUCGUUUUGUGGCCAUCGUCGACGAAAUUCAGCAAUUGCCCCAGUGCGGCCAUUUGAGUCUUCAACAUCACAUGCUGACGCCGAUCCAACGAGUUCCUCGCUACGAAAUGUUAUUACGUGAUUAUCUGAGGAGGCUGCCAGAAGAUUCGGCCGACCGGGCGGAAACCGAAAAAGCGCUACAUUUGGUUUCGACAGCGGCUAAUCACGCCAACGAAGCCAUGAAGAAGAUUGACCAGUUCAAACAGCUGCUGGAAAUUCAGGAGAGUUUAGGUGGCGCCGUUGAUCUCGUCUCGCCCACACGCGAACUGGUGAAGGAGGGCAAAAUCGUCAAAAUAUCGGCCAGGAGCGGCGACCACCAAGAACGUUAUCUCUUUCUGUUCACCGAUUUGCUGUUGCUCUGCUCACCACGACUUAUCCCUAAUCGGGUCAUUGGCGGGGCCGGUUUACCACCGUACCGCGUUCGUGCUCGUUUCACCGUCUCUAAUGUGGAAGUGUUGGAAGGUGACAACCUGGAAACGGCCAAUACGUUCUACUUGCGUGAAGGAGCCAAAACGGUUGAACUGUAUACGGGCACUCAGGAGGAGAAGGAAGCUUGGAUCGACGGCCUUUAUGCUGCCAUGACCGAAUUGACACGUCGUAAAUCUUCGCUCAGGAUCUCACCGAUGCAGUCGCAACAACAAGCCAGACCACCCAGUUUAGAUGCCGAUAAUAGUGACUCAUCGCUGGGUAAGGCGGCCCCUACGCUCGUUCGAAUGGAUUCCGUUACAAGAUGUUUCCACUGCCAAGGACAGUUUUCCGUCAUGAAGCGCAAACAUCACUGCUACUCCUGUGGACGAGUGGCUUGCAAUCGGUGCUCCAAUCAUAAACUUCCCUUACCUUACGAUAGCACCAAGUCGUGGAGAGUCUGUGACCCUUGUCACGAAGUCCUCGUUUCGUCUGGACGUAGAGAAAUGGCAAAUAUUUCGCCCGUUCAUACGCCUGACUCGGCUCCUUCACCGCCCAGUCUGCGAUCAAGUCUUUUGGAGGUGGAUGUCGAGACGCCUUCCGUGCUGAGCGGAUACCUUAGUCUCAAGACCCGUGGCAAAACGUGGCAGCGGCGCUGGUUCGCCCUGCGUUCUGAUUUUGUGCUUUACUCUUAUCGAAGCCAUCAAGGCGAAAGCCGGGCCAUGACGGCCACACCUGUUCCGGGAUUCGCUGUCACCCUGGUUAGCGGUUCAAGUAGUUUGCUGGCUGACGGUGCCAGUCCUAGUCACCUGCAAUCCGUUGUCGACCAGGCCAGUAAACUCAGCACUUCUAACGGCGACGGAGUGGGAAUGAUUUCCGAACGGGAUCGUUCAUUUAAAAUGGCCCAUGUCCAUAAGAGCUACCAGUUCCAGUCGCCGACUCGACAAGAAGCUGAGAAGUGGGUCCAGUUUCUACAAAUGGCUGCUAAAGCUGACUUGCCAUCGCCAUCAUGACGCUGUAAAAAAUGACAGAAAAUACCAAAGAUUGUGCACAUAUCCGUCGACUUAAACAGAGAAAUAUUGAUCAAGAAUCGUUUGUAAAGCCUUGUAUGUAUGUUUUGUUUAUUGUAGCUUCUUUAUGUUUCAACAUGCAACAUUUGCUGUACAUAAUUCUUGUCUGGAUUGCACACAACACACGCCCUCACUAUACGCUUCCGAAAUGUUGAAAUGUGUAAUAAUCGAUAUUCUAGACGAGGAAGGUACGGGCCGCUUGUUUCUUUUUUGUCAUAUCUCCAUUUUGAAUUUAUAUAACGAAUCGCGAGUUCCUUCGCCGCUUGAUGUCGAACAUCGUUGUUAAACCGCAUUUUUCGCAAUAAUACAAAGUUUUGUAAAAGA
This is a messenger RNA of Daphnia pulicaria, 4555 nucleotides long. Its product is annotated as FYVE, RhoGEF and PH domain-containing protein 1-like. Gene Ontology annotation, molecular function: guanyl-nucleotide exchange factor activity; metal ion binding. Gene Ontology annotation, cellular component: cytoplasm. Gene Ontology annotation, biological process: cytoskeleton organization; filopodium assembly. The coding region runs from base 1013 to 4174 and encodes 1053 amino acids. NCBI's taxonomy places the organism in Eukaryota, Metazoa, Arthropoda, Branchiopoda, Diplostraca, Daphniidae. The transcript is spliced from 13 exons. The record is from RefSeq and is a predicted model, not a curated record.